AUGAACGGCACCACUAAAGCUCCCGAUGCUUUCUCGGCCCCCAACCAGUCGCAGCUGACGCCCGAGUUGAUGCUGGGUCUGACGCCGCCGGAGCAAGUCCCUGCCCAUAAUGGUGCAGGGUGGGAAUUUCUCCAGGGGAUGAACAUCACCCUGCAGGGUCAUUGCGAGUGCCUGGGUAGACAAAUGCAGACCUGGAAGGGCUCGUACUCCCUUGACUCUCGCUGGGGUGCUCAGCAAAAGCUCGUUACGAACGCACAGCCAGGGCUGAAGAGGUCUGACUGGCGAUCACCUUUGUUGGAUCAGCCACAGCCCCAGUUCCCAGGCCAGGGUGCUAGCCAUCAACAGCCCGAGACUCAGCUGAAGGCACAAAUGAAGAUUGCUGGGGCGCAGCUUGAAGAGAAUAAGAAGAAGCGUAAACGUGAUGGGCAGCGCCGGAAGGACAGAAAGCUCGAACAUCGGCAGAAAGAGCAGCAGCAGCAGCAGCAGCAACAGCAACAGCAACAAGAAGAUGAACUGCUGCAACUGCUGCAACAACAACUGCUGCAAUACCAGCAGCUGCAACAACAAGAAUUUCAGGCCCAGCAGCUCCAGGCCCAGCAGCAGUCUCAACCACAGUCUCAGCUUCAGACCCUGUCCCAGUCCCAGCACCAGUCCCCCCCGUCUGCCCAGUCCCAGGGUGCAGACCACUGGAGCGACCUGGAUUGGCUCGUAAAUUCCAAUCUCGGGACCGCCGCCAUAGGACAAGGGCAGAUCGACCUGUUGUUCGACGAAAUGGAUGGGUCCGACAACACGCAACAAGAGCAAGCCCAGGCCUUCGACGAGAUGAUCAUGUCGAGCGUUCCUCCUCCCAACGUUGACGCUCCAGGGCCAUGGGUUCCUCCACCGCCUACAACCUUCGAGGAUGUGUAUCGCCAACAAGAUGAGGAAGAUGGCGUUGAACUCGGCCCUUAUUCUUCCAUGUUGCCUCGGGAGCAUUCAAUGAGCGGUCGUAGCUAA
Molecule: messenger RNA, 996 nt
Organism: Colletotrichum paranaense
Lineage: Eukaryota; Fungi; Ascomycota; Sordariomycetes; Glomerellales; Glomerellaceae
Exons: 1
Coding region: 1-996 (331 amino acids)
Source: RefSeq, a predicted model, not a curated record